Molecule: messenger RNA, 670 nt
Organism: Erythranthe guttata (spotted monkey flower)
Lineage: Eukaryota; Viridiplantae; Streptophyta; Magnoliopsida; Lamiales; Phrymaceae
Source: RefSeq, a predicted model, not a curated record
UCCAAAGUGACAAACCAACCACUGUGCUUCACUUCUUUUUUAAGCUACAUUUUUUUGUUUCUCUCUCUACCAUUCAAGGAUUUCUGCUUCUACUACUUCUUCAGUCUCUCAGAUGAACUGGUGAUAGCUUGCCGAACCUUCACUCCUAAUCCAUGCCGUAUAAUUCAUUCGAUCGUCGUUCAUUUUCUAUAUAAGUUGAUAUGUAUAUAGCCCCGUAAAUAUAUAUAUCAAGAGAGUCAAAUAUCGAAUCAUCAAGAAAGAAUGGACCAAUCGCAACCGUCGAUUGUGACAAAGGAUUUGGACAUCCCUCUCCACACGAUCGGGUUCGAGAUCGAUCACCUUUCGCCUAACAAAGUUUCGGGUCACCUCCCUAUAACUUCAAAGUGCUGCCAGCCGUUUAAGGUUCUGCAUGGAGGGGUUUCGGCAUUGAUAGCUGAGUCACUAGCGAGCAUGGGGGCCCACAUGGCGUCGGGGCUGCAGAGGGUGGCCGGAGUACACCUCAGCAUCAACCACCUCAAGAGUGCUAAAUUAGGCGAUUUUGUUGUCGCCGAGGCAACUCCGGUCAAUGUGGGGAAGACUAUUCAGGUCAAACUUACUAUAUAUAGUAAUAAUGUGUUUUAUCUUAUUUUCAUAUUUCGAAAUUUGAAAUGUUAAAUGUCGUUUCAAUUUU